Messenger RNA from Eublepharis macularius, 951 nucleotides. Its product is annotated as B-cell differentiation antigen CD72-like. Gene Ontology annotation, cellular component: plasma membrane. Gene Ontology annotation, molecular function: transmembrane signaling receptor activity. The transcript has 4 exons. NCBI's taxonomy places the organism in Eukaryota, Metazoa, Chordata, Lepidosauria, Squamata, Eublepharidae. The record is from RefSeq and is a predicted model, not a curated record. Bases 1 to 951 code for a protein of 316 amino acids.
AUGGCCGAGGCGGUGACCUACGCGGACCUGCGCUUCGCCAAGGGCGCCCCGCGCAAGAGCCGCCCGCCCGCCGACGGGCCCGCCGCCCCCCCGGCAGACGGCAGCGAGGGCGAGGGCGAGGGCGAGGGCGAGCUCACCUACGAGAACUGCCCGCCGGCCCGGCCCAGCCACCAGCAGCCGGGCGAGGCUGGGCAGGGGGCCCCGGCGGGGGCGGCCCUCCGCAGGACCCCCGACGAGCCGCCGCUUUCUCCUGCAGGGCCCGGGCGGCGGCGAAGGGGGCGCGUCCCGCUGCUGGCCCUGCUGGGCUCCUGCCUCGUCCUGGGGGCCACCUGCCUGGCGCUCGGCGUCCGAUACGGGCAGGUCUCCGGGGAGCUGCAGCGGGCAUCCCAGAGGCACGCGGCGGAGAGCGGCGCCCUGGGGCAGAGAAUCGGCAGCCGGGAGGAGGAGCUGGAGCGGUCCUUGGGGCAGCUCGACCAGGCCCGGGCCGAGCUCAAUGCCACCCGGCUGGCCCUGUGGGAGAGCUGGCGGGCGGGCAACGGCACUCAGCGGCAGCUGGAGCAGGAGCGGAGGUGGGCCCGGAGCAACCUGACUGUCCUGCAGCGGGACAAGGAGGAGGCCACCCGGCAGCUGGUGGAGACCAAGAGGGAGCUGGAGCGUGCCACAUCCUGCCAGAAGAUUAACUGCUGUCCCACUGGAUGGAAGCUUUUCAAUCAGAAAUGCCUGUGGAUUUCAUGGAAUAAGAAGACUUGGGGAAAGAGCAAGCAAGACUGUGAAAGCCAAUCAUCUCAGCUGCUGAUUUUAGAGCCCUGGGAUGAUGGCAUCAUAUGUAAUGCUGCGGUAAUAAUGACUGUCCUGCAAUCAGACAGGUUCUGGAUUGGACUCGAGAAAACAUGGACACAUCAUCAGGAAUGGGGAUGGCGUUGGGUCGAUGGCUCACGCUAUGAAGGGUAA